GCGGUGACAGUGGUCCCCACGUUACUUAGUUUCAAAAGUUGUUCUUUCUUAGUAAGGUUUAGUGUCUUGGCUUCCACAGCCUUAAGGUUAAAACCUUUAAGAUCCCGUUCGAGCCAGUUACCUCAACAGAACUUGACUAAACACAUAUUUAGCUCACUCAAAUAACCGAAGAAUGAUCACUGUUAAACUCAUCCUUGUAGAAUUCUUUAAGACAGCUUACCGAAUCUUAUGUCUGUAAAUCAUUUUUUUUCCUAAACACUUAUAGCUUUUAUUAACUCUAGCCUUAAAUAUUAAAAACAACAAAAAACAAACUCCGCACAAAUGUAGGUACUAUGAGCUUUGUAUUACAAGUUAACCAAUUCUUUUUUGGGGGGGAAUAUGAAUUUUCAUUGAUGUAAGUGUCAAGAUCGGUUCUUGUUAGCCACAAGAAACGUGCAGAAUCUUGCAGAAAACUAUAAAGCAUUUGAUCCAUUAUAACUGAAACCAAGCACCUCAGAAUCAGAAUCACAAUCAAGGUGUCUGACUGAAAUCUUCCUAAGAAUCAGACCUCGUUCUUACGCCUUCUCUGACCAUAGCAGCAGUGCAAAGAAGGUGACAGCCAUGGCUUCGGAACAACCCAGACUUUGUCACAUUUGCCUUAUCAGGACUUUAUCAAUUUUGUUAGCAUGUCUUUCUGUCGGAUUACGUGGAGAGCGACUUCGUGAUGGUGCAGAGAAAAAGGCUUCAGAAUUUAGACCAGAAAUUCUCAAAACUAGAGAUUCAGAACUUAUUGGCUGGUCUGAAUGGAGUGACUGGAGUAUGUGCUCCAGGAGCUGCGACGGUGGUGUCACCUACCAGCUGCGAAGAUGCAUUGACAAGUCAGAAUGUAAAGGCGACCCAGUAAGAUACCAUAUAUGCAAUAUGGAGGGCUGUCCAGAACAGAAGGACUUUCGAGGCACACAAUGUACAGCUUUUAAUGAUGUUCCCUAUCGUGGACAAUUAUAUGAAUGGUUGCCGUUCUACGAUUCUGAAGAUACGUGUGCUUUGACUUGUCAAGCUAAAGAAAAUGAGUUUGUCGCUAAACUUGCGCAAAAAGUUAAAGACGGCACCCGCUGCCGACAGGGGUCACUUGAUAUGUGUGUAGACGGAAAAUGUAUGCCUGUAGGAUGUGACCUUCAGCUGGGAUCGAACAAAACUAUUGAUAAGUGUGGAGUAUGCGGUGGAGACGGAUCAACGUGCAGACAGCCGAACUAUGUGUGGAAAGAGAUACACAUGUCCCCUUGCUCAGUAACUUGUGGUGGAGGAUUCUUGAUGUCAAGAGCUGUUUGUAAAAAUGACAUCACCGGAAAAGAAGUUACAGAAAUGCUGUGCGAUCCAACCGUUAAGCCUCGCCCCCAGGUUCAGAAGUGUAAUAUCGAACAUUGUCCUGCAGAAUGGAUAGCAGAAAGCUGGGAAUCUUGUAGUACGUCUUGUGGUGGCGGGAUUCAAACCCGAUCGGUCUUCUGCGCUCAGGGUGGAUCUAACGGUACCAGUAUGCGCAUCAGUGACACCUCGUGUUCACAAAAGAAACCAAUUAAUCAACGAAGUUGUAACACCCAAAGCUGUACACGUUGGACCGUAAAACCAUGGUCAGGGUGCUCGGUGACGUGCGGUCAAGGUAUGCAAACGAGAAAUGUCAUCUGCUACGAUCACAAAGGUAGUAUCAGCGGAGAGUGUGAUUACAGGACUAGGCCCGAGACGAAAAGGACAUGCACGAGCGAGAUUACCUGCCCAUUGAACGAAAAGUCUGUUCCAAAUAUCAAUCCUCAAGAAGAUGCUCCACCCGAACACUUUGGCGCACUUCCUUGGACUCAACAGAGUUUUGAUCCAUCAGAAGUUUCCAAAGAUCCAUGGUUUGUAGUAAGUGAUUGGCAGUCCUGUAGCGUCACCUGUGGUGAAGGCAUCAGACGUCGGUUCGUGGAGUGUAAGAUCUUUCUGGAGUUCUCACGCUCAGUGGCAAAUUUACCGGAUCGAGAAUGCCCAGGCCGUCGGCCUUCUGAUGUAGAGAAGUGUUUUUCACGGCCUUGCGCCUUAGAUCAGAAUAAAGACGAGGCAGACAACAGUAUCGACGAAGAAAAAAACAAAGCAGAUCGCUUCUUUGACGGAAAACAUGGCAUCCCUCUUGAUGCAACUGUCCAAUCGAGGCUAGGAGGAAAGGUUGGGAUUGAAGUUACAUAUUCGUGGCGUAAGGCUGGUUUCACGCCCUGCAGUGCUUCGUGUCUAGGAGGUAUCCAGGAAUCUAUAAUUCAAUGUAUACGAGAUCACGACCAAGCCACAGUGAGUUCUUUGCUGUGUGAUAUCAAUAAGAAACCCAGAGCCAUCACCCAAACUUGUAACGAUCACGCUUGUCCUCCUAGAUGGAACGUGUCCGAUUUCUCAGCUUGUUCUAAGCCCUGUGGGGGUGGAUUACAAAAUAGGGGAGUUCAGUGUAUCCACGAAGUGACUCGAGGGGCAGCGAAUACCCUGGUGGUUGCCAGCAGCUUAUGUCCUCAGCCUCCACCACGUGUACAACAAAUAUGUAACGUUAACGAUUGUCCCAGCAGAUGGCGUGCAGAACCGUAUAAUAAAUGUUCUAAGCGAUGUGGCGGAGGGCUCAAGACCAGAAAAAUCAAAUGUGAAAAAGAAUUAGCAUUCGGUCGUAUCGUUAGCCAACCCCCAUCCAUGUGUCCUAAAAAGCGCCCGAGAACUGAAAAAUAUUGUAAUAUAAGGAAAUGUAAUAUUGACACUGGGAAAGUUCCAUAUAUCAAAACUUCUGACCAGAACUAUGUUCAGAAAAAUCCAAUAAAGAAACUUAAACUAAAGGUCGGCGGCCAUGCAGUUCUGUUUGAAAAUACCAUCAUUAAGAUUCGUUGUCCAGCACGAAACUUCAAUAAGUCGCUAAUUAUCUGGUAUAAAGACAAACAUAAGAUUGAAGAAAGUAAGAAAUUUAAAAUCUCUCGAAGAGGUGCCCUUAGAAUUCGCCAUCUUACUCCCGAAGACAAUGGGAAAUAUUCGUGUGUCGCUGCUCCAGCCAAAGCUAACAUUAUGCUUGUUGUGAAGCCACUUCCACCCGGAUAUGACGAAGAGAAAAUGGUUGAAAAACUGAAUAACAAGAGUCAUUGUAGUAAUGCUGCGUGUUCAGUUGAAAACACUCAAAUAUCUUCCAUAGAAUCAAACAAAUUUAUUCAGCAGUUUCCGAAACAAAAAGUGUAUUUGAAAACAGGAGGAUAUGCUUCACUUUUUCACGGUACAAAGUUGAAACUCCGAUGUGCAUAUCCUUCUAAAAAUAGUUUUCCUGUAGAAUGGUACAAGGACAAAAAUAAAAUCCAGUUAAGUCAUAAGUACAGCAUCACUUCAAGUGGUAAACUAAAAGUAAGGCACUUAGUGAAAGAAGAUAGUGGUAGAUACACCUGUAUAGUUGGACCCAUCAAAAGUGACAUCUUUAUUUCCGUCAAACAUUCUUCUCCAAAAUACGGAUUAUCGCGUGAAGCAGAAGAUAGAUACAUUUCGAAGAUGAAAGAAGACAGCUACAGUCAUGAAAACAGCGAUCAUGCUUCAGCUGGCAAAGCUCAUCCCAAUCACGCCAAUUUUGCUAACCGUCCAAAUGUACAAAAACCUGGAAUGAAAUCAUUCUUUGGACAAGAUAGUCAGGAGAGAUCUAAAAACCGGCAGCAGGGAAAAUUUCGAACAAAGUCACAAAAAUAUCCCUCCUAUUCGUCGUCCACAGAGGAUAAACACUAUCCCAAAAUAUUCGAUACUUGGGAAUAUCAGAACGGGGGUGCUCUUUUUUCCGACCAGGAAAGUGAUGGAAUCAAUCCUGGUUCCCCUCCCGGUGGCUACGGGAUUCUCGAUGUCCCUCAAGAUGAGAACGAAGACCAGCUUCACUCAGGAGCAGCCAGCACUUACUCUUUGCCACAUCUCAGACAGUUAUUAAUUAACCUAAGAGAGACCUUGGGAGGCAGUUCGAUAUUAGAAUCCAUUGAUGACUCUAGGGAGGAGUCGUCAACACAAGAAAAGGACAGUCCAGUCGGUCCUUUAGCUAACAGUAUUUUUCUUGGAAAUGGAAAUCCAGAAAACUUGAAAUUUGACUGGGAUGUAACCGAAUGGUCACUAUGUUCACACAGCUGUGGAGGAAAUGGUUAUCAGGUUAGGGCAAGUCAGUGCAUUGUUCGACUUAACAACAUAUCUAGAACUGUUGAAAACAACAUCUGCGAUGAUGCAGGACUUGAUCCUCCAUUGACAAUCCAGAAGUGCGGGCUGGACAAAUGUCCACACUGGGAAACUGGACAGUGGUCAGAGGUAGAGGAGGAAAGCUUCUUCAGUGGGGAAACUACAACUCAAAUCUGUGGCAAGGCAGAGUGCUCAGAAAACACCUGUUUUGAACGGAAUACUGCUUAUCAAGAAAGGAAGCUUCAUUGUCGACUUCUUAAUGGUACCGAAGUUGAUGUUCAUCAUUGUAAAGACAAGACAAGACCGAGGCGUAGGAGAGAGUGUUAUAAUGAUCAGUGUAAAGGUGUUUGGAAAGUUGGAGAGUGGUCUGAGUGUACAGUAACUUGCGGAGACGACGGUUUUAGAACUCGAAUACUUCAGUGUGUUUGGUUUGGUACAAAAGAAGCUGCUGGAGAUGCUUGUCGUGAACAGCCCCGCCCUUCUGUGAUACAGAAGUGUACAAGACCUCCUUGUACUUUAGAUGAAUGCCCUCGAAAACGCAGACGGGUCAGAUCUGAACCAAGGGACAUAGAAGACAGAUUGGAAUCGCUGAUCACAAGAGUAGGAGAAAAGAGUACAUCUUCUCUUGAAAGCAACUUAGAAGGUCUUGCUGGAGUGUUGGAGGCUGACCUACCAAGUUAUAGAUCAAAGAUCUUGAGAAUUCUCUCUGACUGUGUUACCAGAAUGCCAGAGAAGACAACAAUCUAUACAACACUAGUGGGCUUAUUAAAUGCUCGUAAUUACAACUUUGGUGGUGAAUUUGUGGAACUUUUGGUGAAGAACUUCAAGGAAUAUCUGAAAAACUGUCAAUUUGAUGAAGCAAGGUCAACUCUUCGUUUUCUUGCUGAUUUAGUCAACUGUAACGUCAUAUCAAUUGGCUCGUUAAUGAAUCUUAUUGAAUCCAUGGUAGAAGUAACACAGGAAGACAGUAUACCUCAGGUUCGAUCUGACUGGUUUGUGUAUGCUGUGCUAAGUUGUCUGCCAUGGGUUGGAAGAGAAUUAUAUGAAAAGAAGGACAUAGAACUGGAUGGACUGAUGAGAAAAAUUGAGACCUAUGUCAGUAAACGACAAAAAGUUCACCAUUCGGCACUCAGAGUAUGGCAGUCUGACAUACCCCACCCCCAAGAAGAGUACUUAGACUGUUUGUGGGCCCAGAUUGUCAAGCUUCAAGGUGAUAAGUGGAUUGAAAGACACAUCAUUCGACCUUACUUAGCCUUUGAUGGUGUUCUUUGUGAAGCUCUACAACAUAAUAUUCCUCAGCUUACAAUUCCACCUCACCAUGAUGAGUGCACUUACCCAUUUCCUUUUGUUGUGUUCAGAUUCUUUGAUUAUACGGACUGUCCUGAGGGUCCAAUAUUGCCUGGUGCCCACUCCAUAGAACGCUUUUUGAUUGAGGAACAUCUUCAUAGAAUAAUUGAUCAAAACUAUGAAGACAGAAAAGCCUGUGCAGGUGCUCUUCUGAGUUUUCCUGGGAAACAUAAGCUUCCCAUUGAAUACAUGAUUACUGAGGUGAUCUUCUCUCAACUUUUUACCUUACCAGUCCCCAAGUAUUUAGAGAUCUUUCAUGGAUCAUUGAUACUGGAACUUUGCAGAGUUCAGCCAAGCACCAUGCCUCAAGCUCUUGCCCAAGCUGUAGAGAUGUUGUAUGACAGGCUUGACACCAUGAAUGUAGACUGUAUUGACAGGUUUGCAAGCUGGUUUGCCUACCAUUUGAAUAAUUUUCAGUUCCGUUGGAGUUGGGAUGAUUGGAAACCUGCAGCUAACUUGGACCCUUUACACCCAAAAACGAAGUUCAUGCAAAAUGCUCUUCAAAAGUGCUUAAGGCUUUCCUAUCAGCAGAGGUUGGUUGAAUUGUUGCCAGAAGAACUUUCCCAUGUGAUCCCCAAGCUACCAACUCCUUACUACAAGUACAGUUCUGAAGGAGCAGGUUCACUCCCAGGAACAAUGGUAGCUCACCAACUGGCAUCGGCUAUAAAGGAAAAGUGUACACCUGAAGAAGCCCUAUUGUUAAUCAAAGAUCUGCCCAAUCCACUGCAUGAUGAUGAUGUUGAACCCACUCAUAAUCCUCUGAAGAUCGAAGUGUUUGUCCAAACACUUUUAAACUUAGCCAGCAAGUCAUUUUCCCAUUGUUUUGCUGCUAUUGCCAAGUUUCACUAUGUGUUCAGAAUGCUAGCUUCAUCUGAAGAAGCCCAAAUCUGCAUCUUGAGAAGCAUGUUUGAACUAUGGAAAAAUCAUCAGCAGAUGAUGUGUGUAUUCAUAGACAAGUUACUUAAGACUCAAAUCCUCGAGUGUUCUGCUGUGGCUAACUGGGUUUUUUCUAAAGAAAUGGCUCCAGAAUUCACAAAGGGCUAUGUGUGGGAGAUACUUCAUUUGACUAUCAAAAAGAUGAUUCGACAUGUAGAGAAAAUGCAGACAGAAUUAAGUGAAGCACGAGUUAGGCUACAGAAGGCUGAAGAAGAUGACGAAGAUAGUGGUGAUGAUAGUGAUAAAGACAUCCCAACUGAAGAAAUGAUAGAACGUAAAGAAGAACGCUAUGACACAGCUCAGAGUGACUUAAAAAACCUUUUCCUCAUUAUUUUUCAGAGAUUCAUAAUGAUACUAACUGAACACAUAGCCCAAUGUGAAGCUGAAGGUAAGAACUUCAAAAAUUUUUGGUUCAAGUGGACUACAGGAAGACUUCUUUCAGUCUUUUUUCAGCAUCAUGAACAAGUCUUCAAGUACAUAGGGACUCUAGAAUCCCUUCUCUUUACAAGUGAUAUUGACCAAAACAUCUUGAGUAUUUUUCAACAGUUUUGUGCUCUGAAGUCCUAAACCCAUCGAGGGACUGUUGAUUUGUUUUUGUUAUUCAGAACUCUUUCUUUAUUCUUUAAUUAGAUUGAAAGUCAGUAGUAUUUUGAACUACAUUUAUUGGUAUAUCACUAUUAUUUUCAAGAAAUAUGAUAUGGAUGCUUAUCCUUAAAAUCACAUUCUGGCAGGUACAAUCUUUUUUUCUUUCUUUUCUUUUUUCCCUGCAAUUUAUUGUUUUCUCUAUUUUGUCCAAAAAAGAAAUUUGUUUCCAACUACUUUAUCUUUGAGAGUAAAUAAAAUGUUUUUUAUUCAUUUACUGUUAUUUUAUUCUCAACAAACAAGAUAAAAUACUGUAUUAAAUUAAAACUGUAAAAAUACAUUUAGUUGGUUAAUUGCUAAAGUGAUUGGAUUCCUAACAUGACUUUUUUGCUUAAGGACAUUACUCUCUUGUAUUUCCUGCAGUAAAAUAAAAAAAAUAGUAUUAAUAUUGUAAUGCUGACCAUUGAUAUUCAAGCUGUUUAAUAAAAAAGUGUACAAAAAUACAAAAUA
Messenger RNA from Limulus polyphemus (Atlantic horseshoe crab), 7542 nucleotides. RefSeq lists its product as uncharacterized. Gene Ontology annotation, biological process: mRNA export from nucleus; nuclear-transcribed mRNA catabolic process, nonsense-mediated decay; extracellular matrix organization. Gene Ontology annotation, cellular component: nuclear cap binding complex; nucleus. Gene Ontology annotation, molecular function: mRNA binding; protein binding; RNA cap binding. NCBI's taxonomy places the organism in Eukaryota, Metazoa, Arthropoda, Merostomata, Xiphosura, Limulidae. The transcript has 41 exons. The record is from RefSeq and is a predicted model, not a curated record. The coding region runs from base 601 to 7017 and encodes 2138 amino acids.